Ostreococcus tauri is the source of this 1002-nucleotide messenger RNA. RefSeq names its product NADP-dependent oxidoreductase domain. Bases 1 to 1002 code for a protein of 333 amino acids. The record is from RefSeq and is a predicted model, not a curated record. Gene Ontology annotation, molecular function: oxidoreductase activity. The transcript has a single exon. NCBI's taxonomy places the organism in Eukaryota, Viridiplantae, Chlorophyta, Mamiellophyceae, Mamiellales, Bathycoccaceae. Gene Ontology annotation, cellular component: cytosol.
AUGCGCGCGACGAAUUUAGUGUUCGGGGCGUCACCGCUCGCGGGAAUUUAUACCGAGAUCGACGCUGCGCGGGCGCACGCGGUGGUGAAGCGGGCGGCGGAGCUCGGGUUCGACAAGUUUGACACGGCGCCGCACUACGGGUUAGGAUUGUCCGAACGGCGAUUAGGGGAGGGAUUGCGUGAAGCGGGGAUGGUGGGUAAGGCAAAGGUGUACACGAAGGUGGGACGAGUGAUGAAACCUCGGGAAGAGGUGACGGAGAACGACGAGGUGGAGUGGGGUAACGUUCCGGGCCGCGACGGGUGCAUAUUUCCGGGCGCGCCGAGGGACGUAUUGCCAGUUCUAGAUUACACGGAGAGCGGUUUCGAGCGUUCGCACGAGGAUAGUCUGGCGAGAUUAGGACUCGAACGCGUGGAAGGGGUUCGCAUUCACGACGCCGAGACGCCGGAGCGCUUCGAGGCGGCGAUGAAGGGCGCACGAGCGCUUCGAGCGCUUCGAGACGCCGGGCGCAUCGGCGAGGUAUCACUCGGGAUGAACGACGCGAAGUACGUGUUGAGGAUGAUCAGGGAAAGCGAGCCCGGUACGUUCGAUGCGGUCAUGAUGGCGGGAUCGUGGAACUUGCUCGAUCAGGACGGUCUCGAGGUCUUGCUUGAAUGUCAGGAACGUAAAAUCAGAGUUUACAAUGCCGGAAUCUUCGCGAGCGGCUUGCUCGUCGGUGGAUCGCACUACAAGUAUGGGCCGCCGCCCGAAGAGGUGAAACAGCGAACCGAGCAGUGGAAACAGCUUGCGGCGAAACACUCGGUACCGCUGCCAGCGGUUGCGAUUGCGUUCGCUCUCGCUCCUCAAGUGGUGGAGUUUCUCGCAGUUGGCGUCAAGACUCCGGAAGAAGUUGAGCAAAAUAUCGCGUGGCUUGAAAGCGCCAACACCGUACCGACGGAGCUCUGGCGCGAGGCGAAAAUCAUGGGACUAAUCGCCGAAGAUGUCCCGGUUCCGAGCGAUGAGUAG